AUGACACGUCGGGCAGCAACCCUGCCACUGCUCAGAGGCAACACCACAUUGGAGUCAGCGCUGGAGCAAGAGGAGGAUGUUUUUCUUGACUUAGAUUACCCAGAACAGCGCAUUGAUUUCUUCGUGUUACUGUACAGCAAUCGUGAUGAUAUUGAGCGUAUUGCCUCAUAUCAUCUCGGUCUAGGUCCUUCGGAUACUUGCAGGACUGGCGAUGUAAAGGAAUGGGCCCAUGGCAGCUUCAAUGUUUGCAUUCUGCUCUAUGAGAACUCAACACCCCCGACAAUGUGGACGAGAAACUGCGCUGUGAAGCUGCAACUUUUAUUUGGAUACAUACGCAUUGUCCGGAAAUAUCCAUUCCUCGACUGUGGGGGUUUGGACUUGUUGGAGGUCAAAGUUUUACAAAACCGGAGAAUAUCUCUCUCGGAACUAGACUUCUCUGGACUCUGA
Messenger RNA from Penicillium roqueforti, 447 nucleotides. RefSeq lists its product as uncharacterized. NCBI's taxonomy places the organism in Eukaryota, Fungi, Ascomycota, Eurotiomycetes, Eurotiales, Aspergillaceae. The transcript has 3 exons. The coding region runs from base 1 to 447 and encodes 148 amino acids. The record is from RefSeq and is a predicted model, not a curated record.